Messenger RNA from Cannabis sativa, 1681 nucleotides. Its product is annotated as probable amino acid permease 7. NCBI's taxonomy places the organism in Eukaryota, Viridiplantae, Streptophyta, Magnoliopsida, Rosales, Cannabaceae. Bases 121 to 1569 code for a protein of 482 amino acids. The transcript has 6 exons. The record is from RefSeq and is a predicted model, not a curated record. Gene Ontology annotation, cellular component: plasma membrane.
UACAAUUCGAUCGGUAUUAUAAUAAGACUAAGUGUGUCUCUUGAUGAAAAAAAUAGAAAGAAAGAAAUUUAAAAACAUUUUGAGGUGUUUGUGUGAGGAAGGAAAAGAAGUAGACACAAUAUGAGUUUGAUUAAUAUUAAUAGUGGAAAAGAUGAAGAAGAACAUGACUACUAUUACUCAUCAUCAUUAGUAGUACCUUUGCUACAACCAAAAACACUUUCCAAUUCAUCAUCAUCUCAUCAUCUUGAUUCCAAUCAUCACCAAAUAAAAACAGGGAAUAUAUGGAGUUGUGUAGCACAUAUAAUAACAGGAGUUAUUGGAGCAGGAGUGUUAUCACUUUCAUGGAGUGUUGCUCAAUUAGGUUGGAUUGCAGGCCCUUUAGCCAUCAUAGCAUUUGCAGCCAUUACUAUUGUCUCAACUUUUCUUCUUUCUGAUUGUUACAUAUUCCAACAUCAUCAUUGUUCUUCUUACAUGGAAGCUGUCAAACUCCAUUUAGGGAAGAAAUGGGAAUAUGUGAGUGGAUUUUUUGUGAUUUUGAGCUUAUGUGGAAGUGGGAUUGCUUAUACUAUCACAUCAGCCACAAGUCUAAGGGCAAUUAUGAAAUCUAAUUGUUAUCAUGAUAAAGGGCAUAAAGCUCCUUGUUCAUAUGGAACAACUAUGUAUAUGGUGCUAUUUGGAGUGGUGGAAAUUUUUAUGUCACAAAUUCCUGAUUUUCAUAACAUGGCUUGGCUUUCUAUUGUUGCUGCUAUUAUGUCUUUUGCCUAUGCUUUUAUCGGAUUUGGAUUAGGUUUUGCUACCGUCAUAGAAAAUGGACAAAUUCAUGGAACCCUAACAGGAGUACCGGCUUCAAACACCGCGAACAAACUAUUUCUAGUCUUUCAAGCGCUCGGGGACAUUGCUUUUGCCUAUCCAUACGCGCUUAUCCUUCUCGAGAUUCAAGACACCUUAAAGGCUCCUCCAGCAGAGAACAAAACUAUGAAGAAAGGUUCAAUGAUUGCAAUCUUUGUGACAACAUUUUUUUACCUAGGCUGCGGUUGCUUCGGUUAUGCAGCCUUUGGUAAUGACACACCUGGAAACCUCUUAACUGGAUUCGGAUUCUAUGAACCUUAUUGGCUCAUAGACUUCGCUAAUGCUUGCAUUGUUUUGCAUUUGGUUGGAGGAUAUCAGAUAUACUCACAAGCAGUAUUUUCAGUGGUAGAAAAAUGGUUCGCAAAGAAAUAUCCAGACAACAGUUUUGUGAAUGAUUUUCACACAGUAAAAAUCCCAUUACUACCAAAAUUCAAAGUGAAUUCAUUGAGACUUUGCUUCAGAACAUUUUAUGUGAUAUGCACAACUAUAAUUGCCAUGAUUUUCCCAUAUUUCAACCAAGUUUUGGGUGUUUUGGGUGCCUUGAAUUUUUGGCCAUUAGCCAUAUAUUUUCCAGUUGAGAUGUAUUUUGUACAGAAGAAAAUAGUGUCUUGGUCAUCAAAAUGGAUUGUUCUAAGAACUUUUAGCUUCUUUUGCUUACUUGUUACUAUAGUUGGCCUCAUUGGAUCUCUUCAAGGCCUUAUUACAGCCAAAUUUAGUUAACAAUAAUUAAUUAAUUAAUUAUUAUUACAAUUAGUUUAGAGUGCAUUUUUUUUUGUUUUUGUUGAUUGUAAUGUUAUUCUAUACAAGUGAAUGAAGAAUGGAUUAUUAUAAA